AUCAUCUAUAUUAUUUGAUAAAAAUAAAUAAAUAAAAAAGUAUGUGUAGUACGAGUGUGAGGAUGAAUUGAGGAAAUUUUUCUUUAUAGGAUGGAUGUAAGUUGUAACGGGCUCCAUUCCACAGUGCCCUCACUCUCCGCUCUCAACUCCGUUACUAGUUUCAUGCACUGGAGGUAAUUGUGGAUGAAGUAGGUUGAUAAUUUUGUACUGGGUACAUGGUGGAUUUUUGAGAUUGUGAGGAGAAAAAGAUGAGGCAGGUUGUAAUGCUGGAUGAGGGGUUGAGUAUUCUAGAAGAAGGGAUUGUGAAGGCAAAGAAUAUUCUAAUUGGACACCCACCCAAGGCAUUAUUCUCCAGUGAAGACUAUAUGAAGUUCUAUAAGUAUCCUAUUCCUUUACAGAAUUUUGUUGGUUUCUCCUGGUUUGUAGGCACUUGUGCAUUGUGCCAGGGGGAGCUUUAUGAAAGAUACAAAACCGCUUUGGAAGAGAGCAUUGUUUCAGUGGUGCUGCCAUCUCUAAAUGACAAGCAUGAUGCCUGUUUACUCGCAGACCUUCAGCAAAUGUGGACAAAUUACAAGGUGAUGACAAAGUGUUUAUCGGGAUUCUUUCUGUACCUUGAUCAUCACUUUGUUGUUAGAAGAAACCUUCCUUCACUAAAUGAUCUUGCAACUAUUUCCUUCCACAACCUGGUCUGGAGUAAGCUGUAUGGCAACUUUCUAGACGCCGCUAUUUCCCUGAUCAAUCAGGAUCGGAAUGGGAAACAGGUUCAACAAGAUUUGCUAAAAGAUGUCUUGACUUUUUCGACUUUCUUUGCGGAAAUUGGAGAGCAAAAGAUAGAAUACUACGAAACGUUUGAGCAAAUCAUGCUUAAAGAAGCAGCCAGUUACUAUGCUCAAUUAGCUUCAGAGUUGCUUUGCUGCAGAUCAUAUACAGAUUACAUUCAAACGGUUGCAUGGUUAUUAAUACAAGAGAGAGAGAGAUCUGGCCGGUACUUGCAGCAGGGUUCUGUAGAGAAGUUACUUGAGAUUGUAAAACGGAAAUUGAUGGAUGAAACUGCACAGUUAUUAGUUGAAAAGCAAAAGGCUGAGCACCAUGACACAGCAACUUAUCAGGAUCUACUGUCAAAAUGUGCUGGCAUGAGCCUUGGAGAGGAAAGUUCUGUGUCACCAUUGACUCAAUGGCCCUUUCCACAGUAAAAGUUCAUUUUCUAGUAAUUAGAAAGGGUUGAUGAAACAUUCAAGUUGUCAACCCAAAUUCACUGAUUUUUGCUCACGAGUUAAUGAAGAAUAGUUUGGACUGGAAGAGAUAGGUUUUAUCAUUCCAUACUAAAAUCAAAAGUCGAUAUCUGUUACUGUGUAUGCGUGUUCAUUUUCUUCAGCAAUUGAGCCAGCUUGGUUGGGAUUCUUCGCAUGGGGGGGACAUGCAGUUCUUUGCUCUGGAAUUUGUCACUGAAGGUUAUAUGACACACAUGAAGGCUGAUGCGUUCAGUUUUGGCCCAGUUAUAGUUGAGCUUUUGAAAAGACAGACUGAUCUACUGGUUAACCGCAGAGAUGAGAAUUUUAGGUUAGGUUAGGGGAUGGUAUUAAGAGCAUGUUGAGCAAAGUUGGAUUUUUUAAAUUGUUGAUCCUUCAAUAUCGAAGGAAGGUAUAAAACAGGAACAUUGCUGUGAGUUACAUUUGUGAAGAAUAGGUGAACAAUGAUUGUUGUUGCAAAUCAACUAAGGCGACAUCUGAAUGUAUGUUCCCAAAUGC
Molecule: messenger RNA, 1748 nt
Organism: Juglans microcarpa x Juglans regia
Lineage: Eukaryota; Viridiplantae; Streptophyta; Magnoliopsida; Fagales; Juglandaceae
Product: cullin-1-like
Exons: 9
Coding region: 249-1193 (314 amino acids)
Biological process (GO): protein ubiquitination; ubiquitin-dependent protein catabolic process
Cellular component (GO): cullin-RING ubiquitin ligase complex
Molecular function (GO): ubiquitin protein ligase binding
Source: RefSeq, a predicted model, not a curated record